Eublepharis macularius is the source of this 3183-nucleotide messenger RNA. RefSeq names its product interferon regulatory factor 2 binding protein like (gene IRF2BPL). The record is from RefSeq and is a predicted model, not a curated record. Lineage: Eukaryota; Metazoa; Chordata; Lepidosauria; Squamata; Eublepharidae. The coding region runs from base 219 to 2387 and encodes 722 amino acids. The transcript has a single exon. Gene Ontology annotation, cellular component: nucleus. Gene Ontology annotation, biological process: regulation of transcription by RNA polymerase II. Gene Ontology annotation, molecular function: transcription corepressor activity.
CGAGCGCCUCUCCCUCGCCCGCCGGGGCCAGCGGCCGAGCAGCAGGUAGCCGACCUCCCCGCCGCCGCCGCCCCUCGCGCCUCGCGCCUUCCCCGCCCGCCCGCCCGGCAAAGGAGGAGCCGCCGCCGCCGCCGCCGAGGAGAGCCGCGGAAGAGCCGGGCAGGGCAGGGCGGCAGAAGCGGCGGCUCCGCGGGGACCAGCCCAGCCGCUGCCUCGCCAUGUCGGCGGCGCAGGUGUCCUCGUCGCGGCGGCAGUCGUGCUACCUGUGCGACCUGCCGCGCAUGCCGUGGGCCAUGAUCUGGGACUUCAGCGAGCCCGUCUGCCGCGGCUGCGUCAACUACGAGGGCGCCGACCGCAUCGAGUUCGUCAUCGAGACGGCCCGCCAGCUCAAGCGGGCGCACGGCUGCUUCCAGGACGGCCGCUCGCCAGGCCCGCCGCCGCCCGUGGGCGUCAAAGCCGUGGCGCUCUCGGCCAAGGAGGCGGCGGCGGCGGCGGCAGCGGCGCAGCAACAGCAGCAGCUCAACCAUGUGGACGCCGCCGCCGCCGCCGCCUCCAAAGCGCCCUCGGGCCUGGAGCGCUACGGGCUGAGCGAGCAGCGCGGCCGCUUCGAGUACCCGCCGCCGCCGGGCAGCCACGCCGGACGCCUGCCGAACGGCCUGGGCGGCCCCAACGGCUUCCCCAAGGCGCCCGACGACGGGCCGCCCGAGCUGAACCGUCAGAGCCCCAAUUCCUCCUCCUCCUCCUCCUCGUCGUCGUCAUCCCGCCGCGGGGCGCAUGGCGGCCUGGUGAGCGGCCUUCCCCCGGGCGGCGGUAGCCAGGGGCUCAACGUGCCGCCCAACUUGCUGCCGCAGACGCUGCUCAACGGGCCGGCCGGUGGGGGCGGCGGGGUGGCUCUGCCUCCCCCGCGGGGGCCGCCGGCCUCGUCGGCGUCGUCGUCCUCCUCAUCGUCCGCCUCGUCGACGGCAUCCUCCGGCGAGCCCUGCGGGAAGCGGCCCGGGUCGGUGUCGAGCAGCGGCGACCAGGAGCGGGAGCUGAAGGAGAAGCAGCGCAACGCCGAGGCGCUGGCCGAGCUGAGCGAGAGCCUGCGCAACCGGGCCGAGGAGUGGGCCAGCAAGCCCAAGCUGGUGCGCGACACGCUGCUGACGCUGGCCGGCUGCACGCCCUACGAGGUGCGCUUCAAGAAGGACCACGCGCUGCUGGGCCGCGUCUUCGCCUUCGACGCCGUCUCCAAGCCGGGCCUGGACUACGAGCUGAAACUCUUCAUCGAGUACCCCAGCGGCUCGGGCACCGUCUUCUCCAGCGCCUCGGGCGUGGCCAAGCAGAUGUACCAGGACUGCAUGAAGGACUUCGGCCGCGGCCUCUCCUCGGGCUUCAAGUACCUCGAGUACGAGAAGAAGCACGGCUCAGGCGACUGGCGCCUGCUGGGCGACCUGCUGCCGGAGUCGGUGCGCUUCUUCAAGGAGCUGGUGGGCGCCGACAUGCUGCCGCAGCCCUACCUCGACGCCUCCUGCCCCAUGCUGCCCACCGCCCUGGUGGGCCUGCCCCGCGCCGCCGUGGCCGCCGCCUCCUCUGCCGGCGGGGGUGCGGGCGGGCCGGCCUCCAGCCGAGGGCCCGGCGGCACGGGCACGGGUGGCGGCGGCGGCCUGAGGAAGAGGAAGGCCUCCCCGGAGCCGUCGGACUCUGCUUCGGAGGGCGGCCUCAAGCUGAGCGACGAGCAGCAGCGCCAGCAGUGGAUGGCCAGCCAGAGCGAGGCGCUCAAGCUCACCAUGGCGGCGGGCGGCUUCGCCGGGGUGCCCCCGCCGCCGCUCGGGCCGCACUCCAACCGGACCACCCCGCCGGAGUCGGCGCCGCAGAACGGCCAGUCGCCCAUGGCCGCCCUCAUGUCGGUGGCCGACACGCUGGGCAAUGCCCACUCGCCCAAGGACGGCAGCUCGGUCCACUCGACCACGUCGACGCGGAGGAACAGCAGCAGCCCCGUCUCGCCCGCCUCGGUGCCGGGCCAGCGCCGCCUGGCCUCCCGCAACGGGGACCUGAACCUGCAGGUGGCCCCUCCGCCCCCCAGCGCCCACCCCGGCAUGGACCAAGUGCACCCCCAGAACAUUCCAGACUCGCCCAUGGCCAACAGCGGACCCCUUUGCUGCACCAUUUGCCACGAACGCUUGGAGGACACCCACUUUGUGCAAUGCCCCUCGGUGCCCAGCCACAAGUUCUGCUUCCCUUGUUCCCGAGAGAGCAUCAAGGCCCAGGGGGCGACCGGCGAGGUCUAUUGCCCCAGCGGCGAGAAAUGCCCCUUAGUCGGUUCCAACGUGCCUUGGGCGUUUAUGCAGGGCGAGAUCGCGACCAUUUUAGCGGGGGAUGUGAAAGUGAAAAAGGAGAGAGACCCUUAAAAAUCAAAACACAACAACCCAACCACGCCCGGCAAACUUCAGCCUCCUGAAGAUGUAGAAUUGUGAAUACUGAAAACGAAAAAAAACACACACACAAGACAGUACUGCAAAAAGCUUAGUCUUAUGUAUAGACCUUAUUUUCGUCGUAUGUUUCUAUAUUUUGAAACAAAGGUAUGUACUCUUCUUCAUUUGAAGGAUAGAGCUCUUCUUCCCCCUCCCCUCCUUUUGGUUUUAUUAAAACAGAAUAUAAUAUUGUUUGGUUACUACAUAAUACCUGUUUCUCAUUUCUUUGGCAGUGUGUUGGCUAGGUACACAGUUAAAUAGCCCUUAGCGAUUCCCUGCUGCUGGUGUGUAUUUUUGUAAAUGUAUGCACUUCUCUAAAAGAAGAAAAAUGAAAAAAAAACCUUUUCUUUUUGCCAAGGCCAGUGUUGAUGCCUAAUUUUGCUACGAAAUGGUGACAGCUUCUGUUUUGCAAGCCCAGAGGUGUUGUUAGUCUUUCACCUUUUUUCUUUUGUUCCUCUCCUUUUCUUUUUUUAAUUUUCUUUUUUGCAAAAUGGUGGGGUGGUAUGGGGGUGAUUUUUGUUGCAACUUUGUAAAAAAUGUUUCAGUUUGUUUCUAUUGAUCUCUGAACUCUUUUUUUGCUUUGUUGAUGCACGGAAGCUUUUGAACACUAGAGCAAACUUGCUGUACAUGGAAAACAUGCUCUGUUUGUCCUUUAUACAUUUCUGUAGUUAACAGAACACUGUAAUGUGCCUUGGAGCUUAGUAAAUUGUAAUAAAUUCAAUUGAUAUUAAUA